GACGAUCCACAUUGCCACAGCAGUUUGAAGAGCGCAUGAAUGAGGCAUUUGGCUGCUGGACACCGUGAGACAGUGACUGUGAGAGCAUGUUCAUGAUGGGACUACCCUGGCUGCUAGUUUUGGAGCUUGUCCUUUACGCUGGUUGUUUCAUUUGUGGGGUGAUAGCUGCCGCCUGGAUGACACUAACUCAGGGCCACUUUGAUGGACGGUGCAUCCUCUAUGGAAGUGUUCAUUAUAACACAUCUGGCCAGGCUUUGACCGUGGAAGGCUCCAGUUCUCCUUCUGUCUGCUAUUUUGUAUCAGCCAUCGCAGUGUGCAUGGCUAUUUACUGCUUUUCCCUUAUUCUUUACUGGAUCUAUGCCAGCUGUGUAGAUGAGGAUGUGAGAAGGGGGACUGUUUCUCUCAACACAUCUCUGGGAGUCUGUGGCCUACUUCUGUUUUUUCUCUUGGUAUCAGGAUGUAUUCUCAAGAUCGGUCGGGACAGCCUGUGUUUCUCUGUCCUUCAUAAUGUUCCUUCCAUUAACAGUUGUGAAGAUGCAGAGAAUAAGACAUGGGCUCAUCCAUACACUGGAAAUCAGUUCUACACAGGACUGUACAGUACUGAGAGGUCAAUGUGGGUAAGCUUCUUCUUCUGGGUGUUAAUAACGGCCGUGGUGGUCAUACAGAGACGCCAGAGCUCAAGGUUGAAGGUUUGGGGUAAUGAUGAGUGGAGCCGUGCUGAGACCGAGCCCUUCCUUCAUCGUCCAUCCCACCCAAGAUAAAUCACCAGAAACCACCAUCACAUGAGCUUAUCACGAAGUAUCAUGCAGAGUUUAGUGCAUUCAGUUAUGUGGGAACACAAGCAGUGAUGAAAUACUUAAUAUUUUUGUGGCAACACUUGAAUUUUUAUUUAAUUAUUCAUCUAAAUAGUGCUUUGAUGUGAUAGCUACAAUAAUAUAUACAAAGUUUAAAGAUAUGUCCAGAGAGCCAAUUGACAUGCCUAAGAACAUGUCAUUGGACAUGAUGGAUAUAAGACGAGUCAACCAACCAUUGUUGCAAAAUAAAGUAAUCAGGAAAGUAAUCCCCAAAAUGAACAGGAGGGCUCUUCUAUACCUUGAAGUGGUUUUAUCCUGUUUAAUACAUGGAUAUUUAGCAAGUAAAUGAAUAAAUGAUGUAAAAAUGAAAUUAUGUUACAAGAAAUUGACUGCUGAGUGCCACACAAGACAUAAAACUAGCACAGCUAUGUAUGAAAUCGGUUGCCUUAGACAACAGUCAAUAGGUACAGUUUAGUUAAUAUUUAUGUAAAUAUUAUACAAUUAUCAAUAUUUUAGAUCAUUAAUCAUAUUUUGACAUGAACGUUUAUGAACAUUUAACUUCACUUAGAAUGGCAUACAAAAUGUAUGUAUACACACACACACACACACACAUAUAUAUAUAUAUAUACUGUAUGUAUAUGUGUGUGUGUGUGUGUGUGUCAUUCUAUUACAGUCAUACAGCACUCAGUACCAUCAUUUAACAUCUUAAAAUAACAGCUAAAUGUGAAGAUCAGAAGGCGAUCUGUAUCCAUAUUUAUGGCAGUGCCUUGCAAAAUCAAAAAUUAAUUUUUUGUGUGCUCAGUGUAAUAAUACUGAUUAUUUACAAAUGUGAGCUGUGGAGUGUUUAGAAGAUUAAAAGAAAAAGACGCCACAUUUAAAGUUGAUGUGUGUCAUUUCUGCCCCACCAACUCAUGAUGGUUUAAAGGGAUAGUUCACCCAAAAAUAAAAAUUAUCUCAUAAUUUACUCACCCUCAAGCCAUCCUAGGUGUAUAUGACUAUCUUCUAUCAGAGGUCAGAGGUCACCCUUCUGCCAGAACUCGACUUUCAUGAAUGUGCGUACGGCCAUUGCCAGAGAUUAUAGUUUAUUAAGUUUUAAAUAUGGGUAUUUGUCUUACAAAAACCAUCGCUUUGCUUCAGAAGGCAUUUAUUAAGCCACUGGAGUCAUAUGGAUUAUUUUUAUGAUGGAUGGAUGCACAUUUUGGAGCUUCAAAAACUCGGGCACUAUUUAAUGCCAUAACAAAGCUGGGAAGAGCCAGGAUAUUAUUUAAUACAAGUCUGAUAGUGUUUGGCUGAAAGAAAAAAGUCAUAUACACCUAGGAUGGCUUGAGGGUGAGUAAAUAAUGGGAUAAUUUUCAUUUUGGGGUGAACUAUUCCUUUAAGUUUUGCCAAACACUCUACACAUCCGCUACUGGUCGAGCAAACACCGCCUCAAACUCACACAUUUGUUGAGAAAUUAUUGUUGUCUCAGGAUUGGAUUUUAAAGUAAUUUCAAAUUUCAUUAAAUUUGAAUUGCUGGACAAGCUAUUUUCCCGCUGUGUUUCAGAGUUGCUUGCUUAGUUUGCGAGCCUGCCUCUCUUUGGCUUCAAACGCCACUUUAGUGUCUAUCAGAGCUUCCAGCGUUUUGCACAUCUCAGCCAUGUCCUGUUGAAGCACGUCGCUUUGGCUGAGGAGACUAUGGCCUUCCUCUCUCAGCUGCUCGGCUAGAGCGGCCAUCUGCGCGCUUUCCUCCUGACACUGCGCGUGCAGCUGAACGGCCAAUGAGAGCAAACCCUCCGCGUGGCUCACCACUGAGUCCAGCUGGUCCUUCGACAUCCUGUUGUUCUUCACUUCACAGCU
Molecule: messenger RNA, 2630 nt
Organism: Ctenopharyngodon idella (grass carp)
Lineage: Eukaryota; Metazoa; Chordata; Actinopteri; Cypriniformes; Xenocyprididae
Gene: tmem179bb
Product: transmembrane protein 179Bb
Exons: 5
Coding region: 87-761 (224 amino acids)
Source: RefSeq, a predicted model, not a curated record